Prunus armeniaca (apricot) is the source of this 702-nucleotide messenger RNA. The record is from the annotation of a GenBank genome assembly. NCBI's taxonomy places the organism in Eukaryota, Viridiplantae, Streptophyta, Magnoliopsida, Rosales, Rosaceae.
AUGCCGAAUCGUGAGCAUACGGCAUUCAUUACCGACAGAGGGCUUUAUUGCUACAACGUCAUGCCGUUCGGCCUAAAGAAUGUUGGAGCUACAUACCAGCGACUGGUCAACAAAAUCUUUGCCGAACUCAUUGGCACUUCAAUGGAAGUCUACGUAGACGAUAUGCUAGUCAAAAGUUGGACUGCCGGUGAUCACUUUCAAAACAUCUUACUCAUGUUUGGCAAGUUGAAAAAAUACAACAUGCGUCUGAACCCGAGGAAGUGCUCCUUCGGCGUCUCUUCCGGCAAAUUCCUGGGCUUCAUGAUCAGCCAAAGGGGGAUUGAAGCCAACCUCGAGAAGAUCCGAGCGCUCAUCGACAUGCGGGUGCCAAGGACGAAGAAGGAGGUUCAGAGCCUCACCGGCCGAGUCGCCGCCUUGGCCCGUUUCAUAUCAAAGGCCAUCGUCCGGUGCGCUCCUUUCUUCAAUUCUCUCAAAGGGAGCAAACGGCAAGUCGAUUGGACUUCUGAAUGCGACCGAGCGUUCGAAGAUCUGAAAGCCUACAUGAGCAGAGCUCCUCUGCUGUCCACCCUUUUUUCCCGGAGAAGACCUCACCAUCUAUCUCUUGCCCUGAGUUCCGUACUCAUCCGUCGACCGAACGGCAUUGAGCUCCCCAUCUUUUAUAUGAGCCAUGCAUUACAGGACGCAGAACAACGGUACCCCUAA